This is a messenger RNA of Pogona vitticeps (central bearded dragon), 3690 nucleotides long. It is a transcript of the gene ADGRL4, whose product is annotated as adhesion G protein-coupled receptor L4. Gene Ontology annotation, cellular component: plasma membrane. Lineage: Eukaryota; Metazoa; Chordata; Lepidosauria; Squamata; Agamidae. Gene Ontology annotation, biological process: adenylate cyclase-activating G protein-coupled receptor signaling pathway; cell surface receptor signaling pathway. Gene Ontology annotation, molecular function: G protein-coupled receptor activity; calcium ion binding. The record is from RefSeq and is a predicted model, not a curated record.
UGCUGCCGCUCUUAAAGUGACAGAACUUCAGACAGCAGCUGGGACAUCCUGAAAAGCAGUCAACAAAACAGAAGCAAACACCAAUUCCCCCGAAUCCUACUGGGAUGCUAGAGCUCUGAUGUGCUCAACCACCACCCUCAGGCAAAGGCCGUAGGAAGUUUACAACUUUUGUGCCUCUGCUUAAGAUUCUUUCCUGUCCUUAGCCUCUUUCUCACAGCUUCCUGAGACUGAGGUGACCUUCCAAGAGCAGGAUAGGUUCAUGGUCCCCCCUCAACUCCCCUGUCUCUCUUUCCUGUGUCUCUCUUCUGAGCUCAAUGUGGUCCUUAACAACUCAUCUGCUCAAAUUCAGUGCUCAUGUAUAUCUCCUGCUCAGAUCCUUCCCCCACUCACAUUCCUUUGUUAGUUUUAUCAACCUUUCUGUAGUUUUUCUUUCUUUUACCUCCCAGCUGAUUUUCUAAUCACCAUCUGCACCUCCUUUAUCCUCCCCUUAAAGGAUUUGCAACCCUUUAUCUAAGGACAAAUGAUAGCAUAAGACCAGCAGCUUUCGUGGGAUUUCACCUUUCUAGUAGGCAUGUGUGGACAUUUUGCACCUGAUCGCACCCUCUCGAGUAGGACCACUUUGACUGCCAUCAUGAAAGGACUCAAGAAUGAGAAUUUGGUAGAAACACCACCCACAAAACUUCUGCUGCUCCUAGUGUUUAUUUCCACACUAGUGGACCUGAGUUGGGCCUCACAGAACUGCACCGUUCCGUGCAAUGAGCAUGCAAAAUGUGAAGUUCGUAAUGCAAUCCCAGGUUGCUACUGUAGUCCAGGAUUUACUGGGUCUGGCAUAAACGGACCGGGCACAAGCGGUUGUUAUGAUGACAAUGAAUGUGCAAAUGCCACUCAGCUUUGUGGAGAAAAUGCAAACUGCACAAAUACGGAGGGAAGUUACUACUGCAUGUGUGCACCUGGAUUCCAGCCUAGCAAUGGCAAUACAACUUUUAUAACCAAUGAUGGAACCUUUUGUGUAGAUAUAGAUGAGUGCAGUGAACCGGUAGCCACUGCCUGCGGAGAUCAUGCGAAAUGUGAAAAUGUGUAUGGAGGAUAUAACUGCUCCUGUAAGGAAGGUUAUCAACCAUCCACAGGAAAAUUACAGUUUAAGCCAAACGAUGACACUUCCUGCCAAGAAAUCCCACGAGUAAAAUGUGAAUUGUACCAUGAUUGUAUAGCUGAAAAUAUCAACAGGACCUUAGCUAAAAUUAGAAAAAUAAAAGAACCCCUAGCUGUGCUGCAAGAAAUCAAUCAGAACACUGCGGGACAAAUUCCACCAGUAGAUGUGAUUUCCUACAUAGAAGCAUUAUCUGUAUCUUGUCCUUUGCUAAGCAGCAUGAAUAACACGAUUUCAGACUACGACAUGCAACAUAAUCUGAACGUAACCCUGAAUGAAUUUGUGAAUACUGUGAACAAUUUUGUUCAGAAGGAUAAAAUUACAGUGUGGGAAGCUAUCCCAGCAGGCAACCGACGACGGAGCCUCACUAAAUUGAUCCAUACUGCGGAAAAGACAGCGGCUCUUGUCACACAGAACUUCCAAGAGGCAACAGCAGUGGAGGUUAAUGCUAGCGAUUUGGCUCUCAGAGCAUUUGCCUUUGAUACGGAACAUGAGGACUUCAUUCACCAACAGGUCCGCAUGGGAGGAGACACAAUCACAGUCUCUGCCAAGAAAAAGGAAGCCUCUGUUUCUAAAGGCACUGCUGCCGUGGUAUUUCUGCAGUACAGCAAUAUUGGCUGUCUGCUUUCAUCAUCCCAGAACUUCUCACUGAAGGAAAAUUCAGAGCAUGGAGAGACAGUAGGCUCAUCAGUUAUAGCUGUCACCAUUAGCUCCACUCCACCUAGGCUCUACCCAGCUGAGGAAAUAACAUUUACUUUGAAGCAUGCACAGACUAUAGACAAAAAGGAUAUUAAGUGUGCAUUUUGGAGUUAUUUAGAAGACACAAUGGAAGGAAACUGGUCAACAGAAGGAUGUGAGCGGACAGAUUUCAAUAGCACUCAUACUUCAUGCCGAUGUAAUCAUUUCACUCAUUUUGCUAUUCUGAUGUCCUCAAACGAUUCUAAAGUUAACAUCAAGGAUCACAUUCUGACAAGAAUCACUGAGCUUGGAAUAAUUAUCUCACUGGUUUGCCUCUCCCUGUGCAUUUUCACAUUUUGGUUCUUCAGUGAAAUUCAAAGUACGCGAACAACGAUUCAUAAAAAUCUCUGUUGCAGUCUUUUCCUGGCAGAGCUCAUUUUUCUUGUUGGAAUUAACAUGAGCAGCAACAAGCUAUUCUGCUCAGUCACUGCUGGAUUGCUCCAUUAUUUCCUGUUAGCUGCCUUUGCUUGGAUGUGUAUCGAAGGCAUACACCUGUACCUUAUCGUUGUCGGAGUAAUUUACAACAAAGGUUUUCUACACAAGAACUUCUAUAUCUUUGGCUAUGUGAGCCCAGCAGUGGUAGUUGGCAUUUCUGCAGCAUUGGGAUACAAAUACUACGGAACAACAGAUGUAUGUUGGCUCAGCACAAAGAAUAAUUUUAUAUGGAGUUUUAUAGGACCAGCUUGUCUAAUAAUUCUUGUUAAUUUGAUGGCAUUUGGUGUCAUCAUCUACAAAGUAUUUCGACAAACAGCCAUGCUAAAGCCAGAAGUUAGCUGCUAUGAAAACAUACGGUCUUGUGCACGAGGUGCUCUUUCCUUGCUCUUUCUUCUGGGUGCUACCUGGAUUUUCGGCGUGCUACAUGUCAUCCAAGGAUCAGUAGUCACAGCAUAUCUUUUUACCAUCUUCAAUGCAUUUCAGGGACUGUUCAUCUUCAUCUUUCUCUGUGUCUUAUCCCGAAAAAUCCAGGAUGAAUACUCCAGGUUAUUCAGAAACGUCCCUUGCUGUUUUGGAUGCUUAAGGUAAAUUGAUGGAAAGCUAAGAUGAGCAGCACCAUGGAAGAAAGGAGAAAACGAGAGGCUUUAGAAAAAUUGCUAUAUUGUGAAAGUAUGAAAUGAACGACUGAGCUGUCAUCUCUCUUAAAUCAAUUACUUUCUCUCCAGUGUAGGUAUUGUACUUAAAUGUGCAUUCAGGCACACUAUAUUGUGUACAAACUGCAUAUUUGUACAAGACGGACUGGUUUAUUAUGUAAAAAAUAAGACUUCUAAAGAAGCUCAGGACUCUUCAGAGCUGAUGACUGUAGCCCAAAAGGAAGCGAACCCUGUGUGCAAAGCUGUUUCUGAGAGUCGCUUUGCUGUUAAGGUCAUACCUGCUGAGUUGGAAAUGAAAAUAAUUUUGUUUAUUGCUAUUUGAAGAAAAUAAACUCCACUAGAGUGUUAAUAUUAAAAAAAAUUACUUUUAUCAAACCUCAGUUUCCCCUGUUGAAAGCAGCUGGAUCAAAAACAGGAUGAGGGUCCAUUCUUUUGUCAUGACAUUAGAGGGGUUCACAUGAGCCUCGUAUUCACUGAAAGCAUGGGUGAGGGCUUAACAAGGUUCUGCUACCUUGUCUGUCUUGCAUCCAUGACAGUGUACCUUAAGCAUGGAUUCAGCAAGCAUGUGGAAGGACCUUAUAUAAGGUACAUCAUAUGCACAUUACAAGUCUGUGUAUGUCUUCUCCUUCAAUUGGAGGAAGGCCAUAUGCCUAGUGGAGUAAAUAUAUAACAUCAGUUUCAUAACCAUCUAAUGCACAUCAUCUGAGUGGGAGA